Molecule: messenger RNA, 572 nt
Organism: Cottoperca gobio
Lineage: Eukaryota; Metazoa; Chordata; Actinopteri; Perciformes; Bovichtidae
Gene: ndufs5
Product: NADH:ubiquinone oxidoreductase subunit S5
Exons: 3
Coding region: 145-465 (106 amino acids)
Biological process (GO): mitochondrial respiratory chain complex I assembly
Cellular component (GO): respiratory chain complex I
Source: RefSeq, a predicted model, not a curated record
AGGCGGCGGUAAUGCACCGUUAACAGCAAAGUCGCGUCUCUUCACGUCACAGCCUCUCAUUUUACGGUUGUGUUUUGGUCAGCCGUAAAGCGAAACGCGUGGAGUCGGUGGAAGGUUAAAGUGAAUCCUACCAAACACGCAAUCAUGCCGUUUUUGGACCUGCAGACGCGGCUUGGCAUCAACAUGGACAAAUGGCUGCUGUAUCAGAGCGGGCCGCAGCCCUACAAGAGGGCGGCGCGCUGCCACGCCUUUGAGAAGGAGUGGAUUGAAUGUUCCCACAGCAUCGGGCAGACCCGUGCCAAGAAAGAGUGCCAGCUGGAGUUUGAGGACUUCUACGAGUGUUUGCACAAGGAGAAGACACACCAGAGGCUGUAUGCGAUCCGUCAGCAGCGUGAUAAGAUGGUGAAGGAGGGGACCUACACACCGCCCCCCUGCCACUCCGGCAAGGCCAAUGAGUCACCAUAAGAGAAACCGCAACUGUCCGCAGUUCUGUUCUUGUUUAUAGUAAAUCAGAUAUCAAUAUUUCCUGUUCACCUGUAAAAGUUUGCAAAUAAAUGUUAACAUCAAAUAUC